Molecule: messenger RNA, 1473 nt
Organism: Cordyceps militaris CM01
Lineage: Eukaryota; Fungi; Ascomycota; Sordariomycetes; Hypocreales; Cordycipitaceae
Product: homogentisate 1,2-dioxygenase, putative
Exons: 2
Coding region: 1-1473 (490 amino acids)
Biological process (GO): L-phenylalanine catabolic process
Cellular component (GO): cytoplasm
Molecular function (GO): homogentisate 1,2-dioxygenase activity
Source: RefSeq, a predicted model, not a curated record
AUGGCCUCAUUGGUAUCGAGGGCCAAUGGGAACCCGCUUCCCCAGACGGCGACAGCCAAAACGGAAUUCACCAAACCACCAACGCCUGAUGAUCCUUACUCCUAUACCACCGGCUUUGGCAAUCGUUUUAUUAGCCAAGCACUUCCUGGUGUUAUCUCCUGGUCACAGAAUACACCUCAAAAGGUCAAGUAUGACCUCUACUCAGAACAGCUCAAUGGAUCUGCCGUCAAUGCCAAGCGCAACGAUAUCCGUCACGUCUGGAUGUACCGAAUCCGGCCUUCGGUAGCACAUGGGCCCGUCCGUCUUGAUCCUAGUAUCAACAAACAUAUUGAGUCUUCCUUUCUCUCCUCAAAUCCCAAUGUUGAAUCAUGUGCCGCUCAACAAGCUUGGGAUCCUUUUCCCAUUCCAGGGGCCAAGACUGCUUGUGGUGACGCCCAACCAAUCAAUUUUGUCCAGGGCAUUCGCACCAUUGGAGGUAAAGGAGACGCCGGCCUCCAAGAAGGUCUCGCCGUCCACACAUACUCGGCAAACUCCAACAUGGGCAGGGAAGCAUUUUGUAAUAAUGACGGCGAAAUGCUCAUUCUUCCCCAGCAGGGCCGUCUAGAUAUUACGACUGAGCUUGGUCCUCUGAUGGUCCGCCCAGGUGAGGUUUUUGUCAUGCCCAGCGGCAUGCGUUUUAGUGUCCGGUUACCUGAUGGACCUUCACGCGGCUAUAUUCAUGAGGUGUUCGCAGCUCACCAUGAUAUCCCUGAACGUGGCGUCAUUGGGCCCAACGGCAUGUCCAUGGAACGAAACUUUUGCGCUCCUCUUGCUCGCUACGAUAUUGACGAAAAUGUCUGGUCCAUCAUCCACAAGCUUGACGGCGCUCUGCACAAAUGCCAGCAAAGGCACACCCCCUUCGACGUCGUGGCAUGGCACGGAAACCACGCUCCCAUCAAAUAUGACCUGAACGAGUUUGUGAGCUUGACAAACUCAAUAAAGGACCAGGCUGAUCCGACACUUUACACUGUCCUCUCUGUCCCAUCGAACAAGAAGGAUACGCCUUUGAGCGAAUUUAUGAUCUUUACUGAGAAAUGGAUCACCGCCGAAGGCACAUUCCGCCCUCCUUACUACCACCGCAACAUGAGCACUGAGGUUAUGGGACUCAUCUUUGGCGAGUAUGGCGGUAGCAGUCAUGCUCUCGCUCCCGGAGGUCUCAGCUACGAGGCGGCUUACAUGCCGCACGGCGAGACUUAUGAAACCUGGCAAGCUGCCAGCCAACGAGAGCUGGAGCCGGUCAAGAUUUGUAGAGAUACAAUGGCUUUCAUGUUUCACAUCGGAGGUUCCCUGAAGUUGACAAAAUGGGCUAUGCACGGCCAAGGUGCCAAAUCUCUGCAUCCUAGCGAUCCUUCACAGUGGGAUAGCGUACGGCCUGGUUUCUUCGACCAUACUGAACAAAUUGCUGCCGAUAUAGCAACGGAGAAUGAAAGGUAG